CCAUCUCCAUCUCCCUCUCCACAAUCCACAAAUCCCACCAAAAAUAGUUUCUUCAUCCAGAUAUUUCUUUUCUUUAUUUUUUCUCAUCUUGAGCUGAAAUCUGAACAGAAUUUUCUGGGUCUUCUUCGCUUUCUCUAAUUUACUCUGCAUUUCCAUCGUUAAUUUCUGAUAAAGAUCGAAGCUUUGGUGUGUUAUAUUGCUCAUAUUUUACUUAUUUUCUGUUAAAUGAACAGUCCCUUUUUUCUGGAUUCACAUUUUGCAAUCCUGUUUCCUGAGCUGCCCUAUUUAUACAUUUUCCCUAUUAAGAAGUGUGUUGAGUUGUUGUGUAGCUGAGAGUACAAUAUUGUCCCAAAAGAGGAAAUGAGAUAAAUUUGGUACAAGUAGUCGGAAUUUUUUAGGGAUCGAUAUAUGGUCCCUUAAAACUUCGAAUUUUAUAGGAUUUGGAUUAUUAUUUAUUCCGAAAAUUGAGGUUUAGAUAUUAGUUCCAGUCAGCUGAAAAGCUUCGAGGACUUGUGGAACGAGAUUCGGAGAAAUUAAUGGUUUCUGCAGCCAUGGCAGUUCAGCAGGGAAAGCAUGCAAGUGCUGCAAUGAGUGCGACUGAGGUGUUUCUGCAGUCGAAAGAGCAGUUUUCUAGUGCAGAUGAGUACACUCUUAAGGUGAGAAAACCAUAUAUGAUUACUAAACAAAGGGAAAGAUGGACUGAAGAAGAGCAUGAAAGGUUCCUCGAGGCCUUGAAACUUCAUGGUCGUGCAUGGAGGAAAAUUGAAGAGCACGUGGGUACGAAAACAGCAGUACAAAUCCGAAGCCAUGCACAGAAGUUUUUCUCCAAGGUUAACUGUUCUCAUAAGUUUCAUUAUCUGCCAUUAUGUCCAUAUGCUCCUCCUUUUAAGAAAGUCAUCUAUUUCUUGUGAGGUUGCUCGAGAGAGUAGUAAUGGAGAUGGCAGCAAUGCAAAGCUGAUCGAAAUUCCUCCUCCUAGGCCAAAGAGGAAGCCGGUGCACCCUUAUCCUCGGAAGCCAGGUUCUGUGGUUAAAACUAGGGCAUCAAUAUCUGAGAAAUUAACGAGUCAAGAUGUGUCGGAGCAAGAGACGCAAUCUCCUACUUCUGUGUUAUCUGAAAAUCAUUCGGAUACAUCUGCCAGAGCUGAUUCAUGUACUCCAGAAGGUAUCUCAUCACCAGUGCCAUCUGCUCUUCCUCUUGAUGCCAGUGCUUCUUGUGGUACUGAAGAACCUACAAGAUCCAAAUCAGUGCAUGAAGACGGAAAAUGUAGUCCCAAUGAAGAAGUUUCUCCGGUACUAUCACAAUCAAAUCUGGAGCUUCUGUCUCAAGAUGAUGAUCUUGCUGAAGAAGAUGAAUCUGCUGUUCACCGCCUGAAGCUCUUUGGUAAGACGUUAUUAGUGAAGGGUUCGUUUGGAACUUCAUUUUCGAUGUGCAAGGCUGAGAGUGUAGAUAAAAGUGAAGGGGAUGCUUCAUUCCCUUUGAAAGUGAUACCUCUGAAGGUAACAGUUGAGCAUGUGAGCCAUGUGGAUGCUUCAUCUACAGUUUGUUUUCCAUGGCUGAUGCUUUCAUCAAGUUCGACUCAGCAAAUGCUCAACAAGAAAAACAAUGUCGACAAUAAUGAAGAGAAGGAGGUGUCUUCCAGUGGUUCAUCAACUGAUUCAGACAGAGAAAAGAGCUCGGAUACUGACAGUCGACCUCCCUUACUUGAAAUGAGAGGGACUGCAAAUGAAUUCGCCUCUAGAUUAAGUAAGAGGGCUUCUGCGGAUUUUGAAGAUUGUCGAAAAGGUUUUGUGCCAUACAAGAGACAUUCACGAGAGGCGGAGAAACAGCGCAGCUGCAUCUUCUUGUAGCCCAAUAUACAUACUACUUGUUUACCAAUUUUUUUGCUCUCUCUCUCAUACGAGAUGAGCUGCAGCUGCUGUGAAUUGAAGGCUAUAUAUUGUGCAGGUACUUACUUUCCUAGGCAAUCUUUAAUUUUUUUAUUGUAAUAUUUGCAAUCUUUCAUGGUGGUCUUUAUAACUUUUGAGACACAACUGUGUAUCCUAAUGGAAACUUUUGUGUUGAUCCAGAACCACUUCUGAUAUGCUGUGUUUUAAUUUUUCUGUUUUCAACUCAAUGUAGCAUAACAGUUGGUAGUAACUUUUUUUACCUUUCGGUUCUA
This is a messenger RNA of Salvia miltiorrhiza (redroot sage), 2159 nucleotides long. Its product is annotated as protein REVEILLE 2-like. NCBI's taxonomy places the organism in Eukaryota, Viridiplantae, Streptophyta, Magnoliopsida, Lamiales, Lamiaceae. Bases 742 to 1848 code for a protein of 368 amino acids. Gene Ontology annotation, molecular function: DNA binding. The record is from RefSeq and is a predicted model, not a curated record. The transcript has 6 exons.